AUGCCAUGGGGGAUCACGAAUCAUGGAGAAAAGGGGGAGGAGGUCAAAGCAGAUUACUCUUCAUGUGCUUGCUUGCAAAAGAAUGAUGGCUAUAAUGCCCUCUUCACCACUGGAGGCUUAAUCGGCAGCGGAAGUAGCGGUGGCUCAAGGGAAGUUAGAGACGGGUUUUUUUGGUUUCGUGAUAUAGGGAAAUAUGGGUCCGGUGAAUUUUCCGUGGCCGUGAUCCAAGCAAACCAGGUGCUAGAGGACCAGAGCCAGAUUGAGUCGGGCCAAUUCGACACCUUCGUCGGAAUCUAUGACGGACACGGAGGACCCGAGGCGACAUGUUACGUUUGCGAUCACUUGUUCAACAAUUUUCGAGCAAUGGUGGCUGAAUCGGGGGAAGUUAUGACUGCUGAGACCAUUCAAAGAGCUUUUCAACAAACAGAGGAAGGGUUUACGGCCUUGGUGUCGGAGCUAUGGAAUACUCGACCAAAUAUGGCAACUGUUGGACUUACAAUCAUUUGA
Hibiscus syriacus is the source of this 507-nucleotide messenger RNA. RefSeq names its product probable protein phosphatase 2C 42. Bases 1 to 507 code for a protein of 168 amino acids. NCBI's taxonomy places the organism in Eukaryota, Viridiplantae, Streptophyta, Magnoliopsida, Malvales, Malvaceae. Gene Ontology annotation, molecular function: protein serine/threonine phosphatase activity; cation binding. Gene Ontology annotation, biological process: protein dephosphorylation. The record is from RefSeq and is a predicted model, not a curated record. The transcript is spliced from 2 exons.